AUGGCCAAGACAGCGACCGCGUACAAAGAGAAGAUGAAGGAGCUGUCCAUGCUCUCCCUCAUCUGCUCCUGCUUUUACCCAGAGGCACGCAACAAGCUUGUGACUGAGUUUGAAGGUAUGGAUCAGCUCAAAGAUAUGGAGGUGAAACCAAUAAACAAGCGGGCCUCGGGCCAGGCCUUUGAGGUGAUUCUCAAGCCUCCCUCUCCGGUGUCCGAAGUGGCCCACAACCUCCCCUCACCCCCCAAGAGAGACAUCUCUCUGGAGGACAUUGAGAAGAAACUGGAGGCUGCUGAGGACCGGAGGAAGUACCAGGAGGCCCAGGUGCUGAGGGCCUUGGCGGAGAAGCGCGAGCACGAGAGGGACGUGCUGCUAAAGGCCAUGGAGGAGAACAGCAACUUCAGCAAGAUGGCCGAGGAGAAGCUCCAGAUGAAGAUGGACCAGAUCAAGGAGAACCGCGAAGCGCUCAUGAUGGCCAUGAUUGAGCGUCUACAGGAGAAGGAGAGACACGCCGCCGUGGUGCGCCGGAACAAAGAGAUGAGGGAGGAGCUGACGGCAUAA
Limanda limanda (common dab) is the source of this 558-nucleotide messenger RNA. RefSeq names its product stathmin 2a (gene stmn2a). The coding region runs from base 1 to 558 and encodes 185 amino acids. NCBI's taxonomy places the organism in Eukaryota, Metazoa, Chordata, Actinopteri, Pleuronectiformes, Pleuronectidae. Gene Ontology annotation, molecular function: tubulin binding. Gene Ontology annotation, biological process: neuron projection development; regulation of microtubule polymerization or depolymerization; microtubule depolymerization. Gene Ontology annotation, cellular component: cytoplasm; neuron projection; growth cone. The transcript is spliced from 5 exons. The record is from RefSeq and is a predicted model, not a curated record.